Toxotes jaculatrix (banded archerfish) is the source of this 1633-nucleotide messenger RNA. Its product is annotated as sialic acid-binding Ig-like lectin 13. NCBI's taxonomy places the organism in Eukaryota, Metazoa, Chordata, Actinopteri, Toxotidae. The record is from RefSeq and is a predicted model, not a curated record. Bases 1 to 1530 code for a protein of 509 amino acids. The transcript has 7 exons.
AUGGCUGGAGCUCUGACUUUCCUUCUCAUUGGUUGUCUGCUGAAAGGUUCCCUGUGUGAACAGUUUAAGGUCAUUAUGCCGCAGACUGUUGAGGCUCUGAGUGGAUCCUGUGUGACCAUCCCCUGCUCCUUUGACAUAGACACCAAAUUUGACAAUGACUUAGAUGACACAUGUAAAGCAAUAUGGAAACGUAAAAGUGAUAACAAAAUUGUGUUUGAUAGUGCUGAAAAGCCUGGAAUAAAUGGAGAACUGAGGGGAAACCUGAAAGAAAAAGAUUGCACCACAACCCUCAGUAACACUGUUCUUGAUACCAGCAACACAUAUUAUUUCAGACUGGAGUGUGACAAUGAACUCAAAUAUAAUUAUGACAAGGACUUCCCAGCAGUGAAUAUAUUGUUCAAAGCUGAUCCUCCCUCACUGACUCUGACUCCGUCCACACUGGAGGUGAAGGAGGGAACCUCAGUGAGUUUGAACUGCUCUGCUCCAGCUCCCUGUCUGUCUCAUCCUCCAACUCUGACAUGGACCCCCAACCUGGGUAACAGUCAGGAGACACUGCAGGAGAAUCAGAACAAAACUAAAGUCAAGAUCUCUGUUCUGACCUUCACUGUUUCUCACCUCCAUCAUGGAAAGACCAUUUCCUUUCCUCCACAGAUCCUGCUCUCAUCUGACUGCACUAAAACUGCAAGCCAGGUCAACUGUUCCUGUGAGACAGUGGGAAACCCUUCUCCCAUUUUACACUGGUAUUUGGAUGGGCUACCUGUCAGUCACUCUGAAACAUUUGCAGUCAGAAAUGAGUCUCUAAAUGGCACAGGUCUGAGGAGCAUCAUCACUGUGAAUCAGCCACAGUGGAGAGAUCUUUCCACCUUGGUCUGCCACAGCUCCAACUCUCUGGGAACUGCCAGUCAACGCUUUCAUUUCAAAAGCCUUGAGCAACAAAUCUCUGCAGGAAGUGAAGGUCAUGUGACAUCGUCAGUCUUCAUCACCACAGUUGUUGCUCUACUAGUACUAGUAUGUGCUCUGCUGUGUGUAAUCAGGGCUCAGAGUCGGUGCACAGGUGACACCAGCGUUGCUAUGAGACAAUUUCUCGCAAGAAGCGAGGGAAAUGAGGCACCCAACAUAACAGAAGAGGACAUUUAUGUCAACACCGAUAGGCUGAGACAAGCAGAUGUCCCCCACCCUGCAACUAUGCCUGAGCCAAACAGCACCAAUUUACCAAGCAAUGCAGAAGAAGCCAGAAAAAUUUCAGGGAAGAAGAUUGAGGAAGGGACAGGUGUGGUUUACUCCAGUGUGAAUUGGAAGAAGAAAAGCAAGAAGAAGCAGCAAGAAGAAUCUGUGGACAUGGAUCCACCCGGUGGCUCCUGUCUGGUGGAGGAGAGGUGCAUGGUGGGAAGCAUGAGCAGAAACUUUGUGAGCGACGCACUGACGAUGGGAAACAUAUUUGAUGAAGUGGAGCCAAGAAAUAUGAAGAGGGAUAUGGAAUGUGAAUAUGCUCAGGUUAAAUUUAAAGGCAAGGGCGCUUUACACAAAUAGAUCACUGUUUUGUUGGUGGUUGAGGCUUUUAAUCAAACUACAACGUGUAAGUUUACAUAAUAAUUAGACACAUUUGUUUUUCGGGUCAUGAGUUUUUUUAAGA